UGUGAGAAUAUCCUGCUGUACUUUGGAAUGACCGCAUCGCAAUGGCCAGCCGUCUACAGCAGGGAAAAGGACUGCCUGACGAAAGAGUCUGUGAUCCGGCCGGAAACAACCAGGUCAUUAAACCUCACCACGCAGUACGCCUGGUCGGGGUGCCAGGUGCUGACCCAGGACUCCAUGCGGUACCUGAGCUGCGCCAGCGGCCGGAGUUUCCGCUCGGUCCGCGAGCGCUGGUGGUACGUGGCCCUCAGCAAGUGUGGGGGUGAUGGGCUGGAGCUGGAGUACGAGAUGAUCUUGACCAAUGGCAAAUCCUUCUGGACCCGGCACUUCUCUGCUGAUGAGUUUGGAAUCCUGGAGACAGACAUCACCUUCCUCCUCAUCUUCCUCCUUAUCAUGACGCGCCCCUCGGCGGCCAACAAGAACUUCCCGUACCAUGUGCGCACCUCGCAGAUCGGCAUCGUGGAGGAGGGGGCACCCGGCACCAAGUUCCCCCACCACGUCUACGGCAACGUGACCUUCAUCAGCGACUCCGUCCCCAACUUCACUGAGCUCUUCUCCAUCCCCCAGGGCCCGGUGCAGGGCGCCGCCAACGUGCGUAAGCAGGUGGAGGAGACGACAGUGGAGCGGAGCACGACCCCAAGCUGCAUGGUGAUGGCAUCAGAGCUGAGCAGGCCCCACGUGCUGCUGAAACCCCCCCCGGGGGGCGAAAACCAGCCCCCCCCGUACCAGCUACAGGCCCCCCAGCUGCUCCCCCCCAACGGCUACACUGAGUACUUCAGCAUGCACACGGGGGGCGCACGGCCCAUCUAGGGGCCCAUCCCCCAUAGUCUGCCCCCUCAGGCGCCCCGAAGCAGACCGAGGGGGCCGGACCCCUACAUGUGACCCCUUCCUCCUGGGUGGUUCCUUCCUGCCUCCUUUGUGGCCCCCAGCCUCCUGCCCCAGUGCCCCAUGGGGGCCCCUGGCCAGCACUGACUGGGCUGGAGUGGGGGGUGAAUGGCCUCCCAUGGGAGCUGCCCAGCUCCCUGUCACCCCCCCGCCCCGGUGUGGGAGGCCUGGGGGCUGGGACUGAAUGAACAUG
Molecule: messenger RNA, 1075 nt
Organism: Chelonoidis abingdonii (Abingdon island giant tortoise)
Lineage: Eukaryota; Metazoa; Chordata; Testudines; Testudinidae
Source: RefSeq, a predicted model, not a curated record